Molecule: messenger RNA, 1333 nt
Organism: Uranotaenia lowii
Lineage: Eukaryota; Metazoa; Arthropoda; Insecta; Diptera; Culicidae
Product: proline-rich protein PRCC
Exons: 1
Coding region: 82-1290 (402 amino acids)
Cellular component (GO): nucleus
Source: RefSeq, a predicted model, not a curated record
UUGCGUAAUCCUGUUUUGAAGAGGAAACCAUAAAAUUUUCCUGAAUGUUGGAGAAAGUGAAUUAGCUUAAAGUUUUGAAAAAUGUCCCUUGUUGCAUACGAUUACAGUAGUGAUGAAGAUUCCGGUCAAGAAGAAACCGACCCAGUACCAAGCACAGUUGUUAACAAAAAUGAGAAUGGCUCGGUUCAGUUGGAACAGGAAUCUGAAUCAACAUCAGAGCCAACUAACGAGAUAAACAAAGUAAUACAGGAGGAACCAACUAAUCAUCUUCAUCUACCCACUCCAAAAAUUUUCACGCUUAAUGGAGUUAGUGUCGAAGAAGAAGACGAUGAAUUCCUACGAAAAAAAGCGGUCCCAAUCGAAAAACCCACUCCACUGAUUCCUCUAACAAAGGCAAUCCAUUCAAAGGUAAAGAAUGGGAAAGUUCAAAUUAGUAUUCCAUCGUUAAAUGAUUUUUCGAUUGAUGAGACUAAGGAUAAACCUAAACCUAAGGCCAUCAUCGGUGCAGAACUUCCAAAUCGAACUACCGGGUUGCUUAAUAUGCUUCCCAAACCGAAGUCCGAAAUGGCGUUUCCCAUUCAUUCAACAGUACCUGGAACAGGGCAGUCGAAGUCUGCUUUUAACAUGUUGGUACCAGAUUCUGUGACGCAACGUUCCAAAAAUGCAAAACAGCCACCUAAAAAACCUCUUCAAAAACCUACUGUAUCAAGUAAACUUGAUAAUAAAGAAAGUGAUGACAGCGACGGCGAUGAUGAUGAAAAAUUAGAUUUCUUCUCCUUCAACAAUGAUGAAAAAUUACCGGAAAUAAGUACAAAUGAAAUCAAUGCUAUGGUAGCUAAACGAGCAGCCCGAAUGGCUAAAGCAGCUAAAGAUUUCGAAGAAUUAUCUAAUCCCCAAGAAGAGAUGCAACCAGGACCAAGUGCUAGCCAAUCAAACCCUGCACUAUACACGCACGAGAGCGAACAGAACUUAGCUAGCGAUCGAGCUAUAUCGUCGUUGAUAGGUGGCAAUAAAGCUAAACGGGCCAAGUUGGACGAAGUGCAGAUUAUCGAUAUCAACUCAUCGGACAUUGUACCUAACGAGGAAGACUUCAUGAGACGCAAAUUGAUGGACGAAACGGGUUUUGUGGCCACAGGAAAUUUGACGGGCGAUUGGACCUGCACCAGCAAGCGGAAGUCCCAUAUCACCUAUCUGGCUUCGAAGGCUAUGGAAAACGCCCAGGAACUGGAGGCCAUGUGGUCUGCCAAUCGACAAAGUCGCCGACAAACGCAGAGCAAAUAUGGGUUUUAAUCCGAUGAAACGUCCAAUAAAUGUCUAGGCUAUGCAAACUGUA